CAUACAGAAAAAAUUGACGUACAUAGUCCCUAUGUUGAUGUAUUUUCAUCUGACUCUGCACCUGGAAGUAAUCCAGAAAAUGGGUUGCUCGGAUCAGGAUUAUCCUGGAUACCUAAUUCUCCAGAUAGUACCAUUUCAUUCAGCAUCAAGAGUGUCAAUGAUACAGCUGAAUUCCAUAAUUUGGUUUUCAAAGUGAAGAAUGCUGAGAAGGUGCUUGUUAGUUUAUUCGAUGCUGAUGGUUUAAAUAUCACGUCCGAAAUGGUCAACGUAACAAGUGAAGAUGUUGGUACAGAAAUAAGUCAGGACUUCGAUGGGAUGCCUGGAGAUACAAUUGUCUUGAGAAUAUAUCAAAAACCAAAUACAACCAGUGAUGUAGAAUUGUAUGAUCUAUCUGUGGAAACCUGUUUAAAACCAGCGUUCCUAUUAUCAACAAUAUCACCUGUGACAAGUGUUACUGGUACCUCAAUAUCAACUGAAAUUGGUGCUGCUCCUCCGAUAUUUACACUGCCCUUUAUUACCACACAACCUGCUUCAACAGUAACUACACCAUCGUCAAUAACAGUUCCAGCUCCAUUAUGUGUAUUCAGUCAGCAGGCAUUUAUUGACAACUUUGGAUAUGCACAAAUCAGUUUGAUCGGUUAUGUGGAGAAAGAUGGUCAGCCUGGACUUACCAGUGAUAAUGAAAAGAUUUAUGUAAAUGAUACAAUAGAAGCAGGAGUCACUGUCUUUGUUGGUUGUAGUAACUGCACUUGUGAAAGCAAUGGUAACAUCCUUUGUCAGAUUGGAACUUGUGAAAAUUGUUCCUAUGCUGAUUGGAGUGCAUGGACUGAUUGUACUAAACCAUGUGAUAAUGGACAACAAACCAGGGAAAGGUUACUUCUCACUGUUACCAAUCCAAACAUAUGUACAGCUCCUGUCAAGGACACACAGGAUUGUAAUACCUUACCAUGCCCAACAACAGUAACAACACCAGUUUGUAGUGCAUGGGGAGAAUGGUCUACCUGUUUGGCUCCAACAAACUGUACUGAAGGUACAAGAACUCGUGUGAAGACUUGUUCAAGUGGACCAGAGUUUGAAUCAGAACCUUGCAUUUCAGACUGUACAUCUACACCAGCUUGUGUUGCACCGUAUGUUUUACUGAACUGUUCACACUGUCCAUCAACCUGUCGUGACUACAGACUACCUGAAACAUGUACAGAGCCGGACUACUGUGAACCAGGAUGUGGUUGCCCAGAGGGAUUUGUGCAGUACAAUGAUAACUGUAUUCCUGCCAUAGAUUGUCCCUGUUAUAAUGAUGCUGGUGAUGUUGUGGCAGAAGGAUUCACUUACCUUAAAGCUAAAUGUGAACAGUGCCAAUGUACCAGUAAUGGAACUUUCCACUGCUACAAAAUAGCUGACUGUUGUGAUUGGUCCGACUGGGGUCCAUGGGGAGAAUGUAGUGAUACAUGUGAAACAGGAAUACAUAGUAGAUACAGGCAGUUGAAUGAUGGAAACCCUGAUUCAUGUGGAAGUUAUUCACAAACAGAAUCCUGUACUCCAAUAGUGGUACCUGGAACAUGUGUAGACUGUAUACAUGACAAUAAGUUCUACUCUGUGGGUGAAAUAAUAAGAAGGCAGGCUGAUGGCUGUGUUUUGUGUUACUGUGAUUCUACCCACAAGGUGUUCUGUACGAAAGAUGAAGUAGCAGUUGUUGAUGGUAACUGGUCAGGAUGGUCAGAGUGGUCUUCAUGCAGUAGUUCAUGUGAUGGAGGUAACAGACAAAGAACCAGACUUUGUAAUGACCCACUUCCACUUUGUGAUGGUCUCUCUUGUAAUGGAACAAAUGUAGAAAUGGAGGACUGCAAUGCAGAUAUAUCAUGUUGUACCACAUCAGACUGGAGUGACUGGUCAGAUUGCUCGUCUACUUGUGGCCCAGGUGAACAAGCUAAGAUACGUACCUUUGUCAACCUAGAUGAUCAAAAUGCCUGUCCAAGCAUCAACACAACUGAGAUAAGGUCAUGUCAAAUACAAGAUUGUGGUUGUUCUUAUGGUGAAUGGACACCUUGGUCAGAAUGUACAGUCAGUUGUGGUAUUGGUAUCAAGAGGAGAACACAGGAUCUAGCAGUAAUAAGUGUUAACUGUCCUCUAGUUAAUACAGAGAAUGAACAAUGCUCUCUUGCUGAUUGUAUAUGUGAUAAAAAUCACACUGAGUGGAGUAACCAUACAAUGUGUGAGAAGACAUGUGCCAAUAGAUUUAACCCAAUCCCCGUAGUAGAGUGCCUAGAAAUAGCUGAGGGAUGUAUAUGUGAGGAUGAUUACUAUCUGAACCAGCUAGGGGAUUGUGUCAAGGAGGAAAACUGCUCUAUUUGCUAUACACCAGAACCCAAACAGGCAGGAGAAAUAUGGACCAAUCCUAAUAAUACGUGUGAGAAGUGUGAAUGUGUUGAUGGCGAGGUGAAGUGUAGCAGGACAUGUCAGAUACCAGUCUGUAGUAAUGAUGAAGAACUUGAAUAUGAUCCAAAUGAUCCAUGCUGUCCUGUCUGCAAACCUGUAAAAACUACCUGUACAUUACGUACUGAUUUCAAAGUUCUACAAAGUGGAGACUGCAUUACUACGGAACCAAUCUUUAUUAAAUACUGUUCAGGAGGUUGUGGAAACAGUACUAGUACUCCCAUGCUUGUUUUGACUGGACAAGUUUCCGUGAACCAGGGUAUUCUCCAGGAUUGUAAAUGUUGUACUGGGACUGUAUUGAAAACAGAAACUGUAGAUGUUGUGUGUGGACCACUAAAGACUUCUGCUAAAGCACAAAUAGCCAUGAUGGAUUCAUGUUCAUGCAAUUCAUGCAUUUAGUUUGAGACAGCAAGACAAAGAUAUCCAACAGAUAAUAUAAACAUUAAUAACAUUGAUAACAUUGUACAUAAU
Molecule: messenger RNA, 2901 nt
Organism: Mytilus californianus (California mussel)
Lineage: Eukaryota; Metazoa; Mollusca; Bivalvia; Mytilida; Mytilidae
Product: SCO-spondin-like
Exons: 20
Coding region: 259-2829 (856 amino acids)
Molecular function (GO): protein binding
Source: RefSeq, a predicted model, not a curated record